UGAAACUUCAAAGUUACAAGGAAACACUUAGAUGAGCAAUUACAUAUAUCCCAUAAUCCCCCGCUUCGAUGAUCCGGAAGAAAUCGAGCAGUAUCCUUUCAACUUCCUCUUUCCGUCUUAGCCGCUUUUAGCUCGCAAUGGGACGUGUGAUUAGGGGACAGAGGAAGGGUGCCGGAUCAGUUUUCAGAGCCCAUGUGAAGCACCGGAAAGGGGCUCCGAAACUCCGGCGCAUUGAUUUUGCUGAACGGCAUGGCUACAUCAAGGGGAUCGUGAAGGAUAUCAUCCACGACCCCGGCCGUGGCGCCCCUCUGGCAAAGGUGGUUUUCCGUGACCCCUACAGGUACAAGAAGAGGAUGGAGCUGUUUAUUGCUGCGGAGGGUAUCCACACCGGCCAGUUCAUCUACUGUGGGAAAAAGGCUCAGCUCAACAUCGGCAAUGUGUUACCUGUGGGUGCCAUGCCUGAGGGGACCAUCGUUUGCUGCCUGGAGGAGAAGCCUGGUGACCGGGGCAAGCUUGCUCGGGCCUCUGGAAACUACGCAACAGUCAUCUCCCACAACCCUGAGACAAAGAAGUCGAGAGUCAAGCUGCCCUCGGGGUCUAAGAAGGUCAUCUCCUCUGCAAACAGAGCUGUGGUUGGUGUGGUUGCUGGUGGUGGCCGUAUCGACAAGCCCAUCCUGAAGGCAGGUCGCGCCUACCACAAGUACAAAGCUAAGAGGAACUGCUGGCCUCGUGUCCGUGGUGUGGCUAUGAAUCCUGUUGAGCAUCCUUUUGGUGGUGGAAACCAUCAGCACAUUGGCAAACCCUCUACUAUCAGGAGGGAUGCGCCGGCUGGACGCAAGGUCGGUCUCAUCGCUGCCCGUCGUACAGGCAGACUGCGUGGAACCAAGACUGUCCAGGAGAAGGAGAACUAAAGCCUAUAUUCUCAAUAAAAUAUGUUUGGGGAACCAGGACCCUGAAAAAGAA
This is a messenger RNA of Brienomyrus brachyistius, 963 nucleotides long. Its product is annotated as 60S ribosomal protein L8. Gene Ontology annotation, cellular component: cytosolic large ribosomal subunit; ribosome. The transcript is spliced from 6 exons. Lineage: Eukaryota; Metazoa; Chordata; Actinopteri; Osteoglossiformes; Mormyridae. Gene Ontology annotation, molecular function: RNA binding; structural constituent of ribosome. Bases 138 to 911 code for a protein of 257 amino acids. Gene Ontology annotation, biological process: cytoplasmic translation. The record is from RefSeq and is a predicted model, not a curated record.